AUGAAUGAGAAUGGAGAGAGACAGGCAAAUAUGUGUUCAACUAAUGGAUUAGUAAUUGGAGGAACCCUAUUUAAGCAUAAAGAUAUACACAAAAUUACCUGGAAUUCUCCAAACAACAGGGACAAAAAUAAGAUUGACCACAUUAUCAUAAAUGGCAAAUGGAGACGAUCAUUACUCGAUACCCGAGCAUUUAGAGGAGCAGAUAUGAAGAGCGACCAUCAUUUAGUUAUAGUUAAACUCCAACUGAAGCUGAAAAAGGUACCAGACAAUAACAAACCUGGGAGAAAGAUCACCAAUGUCAACCGUCUGAAAGAACCUGAAAUCAAACAAAAGUUUGUCAUUGAACUCAGGAACAGAUUUAGGGUAUUAGAUGAUCUUGAUCAAACUGAAGACAGUUCCAUUGAAAAGAAAUGGGAAAACAUCAAAGAGGUGUAUCAAAAGACAAGUGAAAAGAUCAUUGGCUUCCGUAAGAGCAACAAUAAACAAUGGUUAACAUCAGAUACAUGGAAAGCAAUCAAUGAAAGAGCAAAACUCAAAGAAAAGGUACUCAGCACUAGAUCAUCAAGGUUAAAAGAACAAACACAGAAAGAAUAUGCAGAGAAAGAUGAUGGGGUAAAGAAAAGAGCUAGAAAAGAUAAAAGGAACCAUCUGGAAGAACGGGAUGAAGAAGCAGAGAAAGCUGCUGCAAGAGGUGAUAUAAGUACAGUCUAUAAGAUCACAAAAGAACUAUGUGGACAAUCCAAACAACCACCUCCAGUUAAAGACCAAAAAGGAAACAUCAUUACAGCUGAAAGGGAACAGGCUGCACCUUGGGUAGAACACUUCAAGGCUGUUUUGAAUAGACCAGAGCCAAUAAACGAAUUUCAGGGAGCACCCCAACUUGAAGAUCUAGAUAUAAGCACUGACUCACCAUCUAAAGAAGAAAUAACAAAGGCAAUUAAGUUAUAG
Molecule: messenger RNA, 948 nt
Organism: Mytilus californianus (California mussel)
Lineage: Eukaryota; Metazoa; Mollusca; Bivalvia; Mytilida; Mytilidae
Exons: 1
Coding region: 1-948 (315 amino acids)
Source: RefSeq, a predicted model, not a curated record